UUAUUUUUUAUUUCCUGUAGUGAAAUAACACUUUCCCAAUUCUGAAUCGUAGAUAGAACUUUUGGUUGAUCAGGUAAAUUCGUCUCUCUCUGUAGCUACAAUGGCGAACGUCUCCGUUGCGGCGGAGUGGCAGCUUCUCAGCAACCGUUUCUAUCGGAAACUGGAGAUAUACCAAAUGCGGUGGAAACAUGUGGACUUGAGCCGCAACAAGGUGGCCUGCGCCCCAUUCGGUGGCCCGAUCGCCAUCAUCCGCGACGACUCCAAGAUCGUCCAGCUCUACUCCGAAUCUGCGCUCCGUAAACUCCGCAUAUUCAACUCCGCUGGUGUCCUCAUCUCCGAAACCGUCUGGAAGCACCCUGGCGGCCGACUAAUCGGAAUUUCAUGGUCCGAUGAUCAAACACUAAUUUGCAUAGUCCAAGAUGGUACGAUUUAUCGUUAUAAUAUUAAUGGUGAGUGUCUCGAGCCCAAUUAUUCUAUGGGGAAAGAAUGCUUUGAGCAGAAUGUGGUGGACUGCGUGUUUUGGGGGAACGGUGUGGUGUGUUUGACGGAGGCCGGGAAGUUGUUUUGCGUGUCGGAUUUUAAGGAUAUAAAACCGUAUAGGCUGGCGGAUCCCGUAAUUGGGAUGGAGGAGGAGCUACCGCAUUGCAUGGCGGUGAUUGAACCGCAGUACACAGUGUCGGGGAACGUUGUGGUGCUGCUGGGAGUGGGAGAUGGGAUUGUGACUGUUGAUGACGAUGAUGCGAGGCAGGUGGAAAGCGAUGAUUUGCGGGGGCCAGUGCAGAAACUUGCAGUUUCACAUAAUGGGAGGAUUUUGGCUCGUUUUACACAUGAUGGGUAUCUUGUUAUGUCAAAUAUACAGUUUGAAACCAUCUUUGAGUAUCAAUGUGAGUCAGCCCUUCCUCCGGAGCAGAUGGCUUGGUGUGGAUUGGAUAGUGUGCUGCUUUACCUAGAUGAUAUGCUUUGGGUGGUGGGACCUUCUGAAUAUAGCAUAUCAUACAUUUAUGAUGAACCUUUGAUUCUUAUCCCUGAGUGUGAUGGGGUGAGGGUUUUAUCUAAUACAACUAUGGAGUUUCUACAACGGGUACCUGAUUCCACCGAAUCUAUCUUUAAGAUAGGCAGCACAUCACCUGCAUCAUUACUAGUUGAUGCAUUAGAUCAUUUUGACAGGCGAAGUGCUAAGGCAGAUGAAAAUUUGAGAUUGAUUCGUACGUACUUGCAAGAGGCUGUUGAAGCAUGUGUUGAUGCUGCAGGUCAUGAAUUUGAUGUUUCCCGUCAAAGGACACUACUAAGAGCUGCAAGCUAUGGCCAAGCCUUUUUUGGCUUUGGCAGCAAUUUCCAACGUGACUGUAUUCAAGAGAUGUGCAAAACUUUGCGGGUCUUAAAUGCUGUGCGUGAUCCUGUGAUUGGUAUCCCUCUAAGUAUUCAGCAGUAUAAGUCACUUACAGCACCUGUUCUGAUUGGUCGUUUGAUUAAUGCUAACCAACACCUUCUUGCACUACGACUAUCAGAGUACCUUGGGAUGAAUCAAGAGGUGGUGAUAAUGCAUUGGGCUUGUUCAAAGAUAACAGCUUCAUUAGCCAUUCCUGAUGCAGCUCUCCUUGAAAUCUUGCUUGAUAAGCUGAAAAUAUGCAAGGGCAUAUCUUAUGCAGCAGUUGCUGCCCAUGCUGAUAAGAGUGGCUGGCGGAAGCUGGCUGCUAUGCUUGUUGAAUAUGAAUCGCGCUCCUCCAAACAGAUUCCUCUCUUGUUAAGCAUUGGAGAAGAAGAUACAGCCUUGACAAAGGCAACUGAAAGUGGUGAUGCUGACCUUGUUUACCUUGUCCUAUUUCACAUAUGGCUAAAGAGGCCUGCCUUGGAGUUCUUUGGAACAAUACAAGCCAGACCCAUUGCACGCGAUUUGUUUGUAACCUAUGCACGGAGUUACAAACAUGAAUUCUUGAAGGACUUCUUCCUAUCAACUGGGCAGCUUCAAGACGUAGCUUUUCUUUUGUGGAAAGAAUCAUGGGAACUUGGAAAAAAUCCAAUGGCAAGUAAAGGAUCUCCUCUUCAUGGUCCGCGCAUAAAGCUUAUUGAGAAGGCCCAAAGCCUUUUCUCAGAGACUAAGGAACAUAUAUUUGAGUCAAAAGCUGCUGAGGAGCACGCAAAAUUGUUAAGAAUUCAACACGAGUUAGAAGUCUCUACAAAGCAGGCUAUUUUUGUUGAUUCAAGUAUCAGUGACACUAUUAGGACAUGCAUUGUAUUAGGAAAUCAUCGAGCUGCAAUGAAAGUGAAAACAGAGUUUAAGGUUUCUGAGAAGCGAUGGUAUUGGCUUAAAGUUUUCGCUUUGGCAACAAUUAGAGAUUGGGAUGCCCUGGAAAAGUUUUCUAAGGAGAAGAGGCCACCAAUUGGUUAUAGACCAUUUGUGGAGGCAUGCAUUGAUGCUGAUGAAAAAAGUGAAGCUCUGAAAUAUAUUCCAAAACUUGCAGAUCCUAGAGAAAGAGCUGAGGCUUUUGCACGGAUUGGCAUGGCUAAGGAAGCAGCGGAUGCUGCUUCUCAAGCAAAAGACGGGGAACUGCUUGGGCGAUUGAAAUUGAGUUUUGCACAGAACACGGCAGCAUCAUCAAUUUUUGAUACUCUCCGAGAUCGGUUGUCCUUCCAAGGCGUUUCAUAGUCUAAUAUGCAUCUUUUCUUCAUAUUGGUACUUUCUUUUAUGUGUGCAUAAUAUAUGAUGAGCUUAUUAUUAGGUUAAUUUCCAAGAUGAGCUUCCCUGCGGGUGCUUGGUUUGUGCAGUCA
Manihot esculenta (cassava) is the source of this 2769-nucleotide messenger RNA. Its product is annotated as protein VACUOLELESS1. The record is from RefSeq and is a predicted model, not a curated record. Lineage: Eukaryota; Viridiplantae; Streptophyta; Magnoliopsida; Malpighiales; Euphorbiaceae. The transcript has 15 exons. Bases 101 to 2647 code for a protein of 848 amino acids. Gene Ontology annotation, biological process: endosomal transport; intracellular protein transport; vacuole fusion, non-autophagic. Gene Ontology annotation, molecular function: actin binding. Gene Ontology annotation, cellular component: lysosomal membrane; endosome; cytoplasm.